GUACACAGGCGAUUGGAAGUCCUCCCCAUUUUAAAAGAAAUCAAGACGGAGUUUGGAGAGGAAAACGGUAUCGACAAAGCAAAAUGGGCACGCCGCCACUCACCUCCGUCUUUUCCACCAUCUUUCUCCACCUUUUACUCCUCGCCACUGUAACAAACUGCCAAAUCGGCACAGCCUAUCAGGACAUCACCACUGUCCCUGGCUAUGCUGAUUUGAAGCCCUGCGUUCAAAGCUGCUUCCAUCAAACCGGCUUCUGUCCAAAUGACCUUCUCGGUAGCAAGAUCGGCUGCCGCGCGCAUACCGACUGCAAAGGCUCAAACUGGCAAGCAACCAACGAUUGUUACUGCCGCUCGGAUCUACAAAAAGCAGCUCAAGACUAUCUCACUAGCUGCGUGGAACAGAAGUGCACAGUCGGCGAUGUGAGGAUUGACGAGAGCUCCGCGGGUGGAAUAUACGGGCGAUAUUGCAACGAAAAGGGGUACACAGCAGCACCGGCAAGCGUAUCCGCAAAUCCAACAAAAGGUGGAACGACAGCCACAGGCGCGAGUGGAAGCACCGGCCCCGCUGAAACGGGUUCAUCUUCUUCUGCAGAUCAAACGUCCCCGCCACCUGCGGAUGAGUCCAAGAAACUGUCGAUUUCAGCAAUUGUCGGGAUCGUCGUCGGCGCACUCGCGGGCCUGACGUUCUUUGCCAUCUUUGUGAGAAUGAUGCUGAAGUGGUGUGGGUGUGUGGGGAGACCACCUGCUCCGUCGCACCAUGUUCAACAGCCACCUCCGCUACCAUACCAUCAUCAACAGCAGCAACCUAGCUACCCUAUGAACUUGUAUCCCGAGCAGACAUAUUGGCAGCAGAAGCCUAUGGGUGUGGAGUCGGAGGUUGGGCCGGAUGACUCUAUCAGCGUUGUUACGCCGCCGCCUGUUGCGCCUACGAUGGUGUCAAAUGGAAGGAGAUAG
This is a messenger RNA of Periconia digitata, 953 nucleotides long. NCBI's taxonomy places the organism in Eukaryota, Fungi, Ascomycota, Dothideomycetes, Pleosporales, Periconiaceae. The record is from the annotation of a GenBank genome assembly.